AUGCUCCUGGAUGAGGUGACCACCAUGGCAUUGUCCGUCGAUGGGUACUUGGACUUGCGCCAGCGGUUUUGCCCUUUUGCACCUGAAAAGCCCUCGAAGCCUGCCUUGAAUUUGAGUUGUGGGCAAGGCUUGGGCACUGUGCUGGAGAAUGCGCAGACCCAGGCUGCCUCGGUGACCUGCUCCAAGACCGAGCCGCCGAGCUUCGAUUUGGGCGCAACCUUGCGAAGUGGUGUAACUUCCGUCUUUGACUGGGUGCCCUCCGUCUCAGAGUGGCUGCAUCACCAUUCACGGGUGCUUUUCUUCCUGGCUUUACUGCUGCUUUUGCUGCUGCUCAUCUGGGCCGCAAUGGUUUAUGGCCCCAGGGGCUAUCAAAAACUGACUGGCCCUGAUCAGCGCACUUUUCGCCGGACUCUUGCUCAGCGCUUUGAAUCACGAUCAGCUCGCAUAGAAAGAGUCAAGUCUCGUGUCGAGAAAUACGCGGGGCGCACCUUCGAGAUGGUGAUGGCUGCUGAGCCUGACUACGAGGACACUGAGUUGCAGUACUACGUGAAGGUUCUGAACCGUUGCAAGGGCCACGCCAAGGUCCUUUGCGGCUCACCCUGGGGUCCAUUUCAUACUCCUGGCGAUUGUGAGCUUUGCAAGCGACGUAUAGAUUGCGCAGAAAAGGGCUGCCAGUGCGCGCAGGGAGGGCACCGUUUGUGCUGGAAUUGCAUGGUGACCAUCAUCAAUUGGGAGUCAUUAUCUUCACAAGAAGGGCAACAUUCAUGGACCUGGUCAAUAAAAGAUUGGCGUCUCGACACUCUUCAGGUAGAACACCCAUGA
Messenger RNA from Durusdinium trenchii, 822 nucleotides. Lineage: Eukaryota; Dinophyceae; Suessiales; Symbiodiniaceae. The record is from the annotation of a GenBank genome assembly.